AUGGUAUUUGCUGGAUACGCGAACUAUCAAAUGCUGUUCAAGCCAUUAUACGUUCAGCUAUAGAAAAUAAUGCAUAUUAUUUUCACCCAGAAAAUAUAUUAUUAGCCAUGAUAACCGACGCUGAUCCAGAGAUACGUAAUGAUGGGUACGAAAAAAUCAAAACAGCACGUCAAUAUCCACCAGCAGGGCUUCGCGUGUUCAAGGUCCCAAAGCGUGGCGUAAUAAACUUUGAAAGUAAGUCGUAUGUCAGCAUGAUCGAUUGGAGUCAGUUUAAGAUUACGGAACCCCCUUGUGUGCAGUUCUACCCAGAUAGUGAACUUACAAUGUUUCAAUUUUCGGAAAAUGAAGUGAUAAAUAUCCCAGAGUUCCUCUGUCAUUCCCAGAAUACCGAACGGUUUGUGCGUGUUGUUAGUGAGUCUGCAAGUGCUGUCACUGAUGAAAAGCGCCUGGGCCACAUUUUUGCAAAAUUAGAAAGCCGAGACCAAUAUAAAAGCCUUGAUUAGCGCCAAAAUUUGCUUAAGUAGCAAUAAAUAUUGUAAGUGAAAUAACUUUUUUGUUGAUUAUUUUAGUAAUAUAGUUUGAAGGCAACAUUUUCUUGAAUUUUUAA
Rhagoletis pomonella (apple maggot) is the source of this 607-nucleotide messenger RNA. RefSeq lists its product as uncharacterized. The record is from RefSeq and is a predicted model, not a curated record. NCBI's taxonomy places the organism in Eukaryota, Metazoa, Arthropoda, Insecta, Diptera, Tephritidae. The transcript is spliced from 2 exons. Bases 108 to 503 code for a protein of 131 amino acids.